Molecule: messenger RNA, 879 nt
Organism: Protopterus annectens (West African lungfish)
Lineage: Eukaryota; Metazoa; Chordata; Ceratodontiformes; Protopteridae
Product: retinitis pigmentosa 1-like 1 protein
Exons: 2
Coding region: 1-879 (292 amino acids)
Source: RefSeq, a predicted model, not a curated record
AUGGGAACUGCAAGUGAGGCUGCAGAGGGUGAGGUACAGAGUGAGGCUGCAGGGGGUGAGGUACAGAGUGAGACUGCAGAGGGUGAGGUACAGAAUGAGGCUGCAGAGGGUGAGAUACAGAGUGAGGCUGCAGGGGGUGAGGUACAGAGUGAGAUUGCAGAGGGUGAGGUACAGAGUGAGGCUGUAGAGGUUGAGGUACAGAGUGAGGCUGCAGAGAGUAAAGUGCAGAGUGUAGCUGCAGAGGGUGAGGUACAGGGUGAGGCUGCAGAGGAUGAGGUACAGAGUGAGGCUGCAGGGGGUGAGGUACAGAGUGAGGCUGCAGAGGGUGAAAUACAGAGUGAGGCUGCAGGGGGUGAGGUACAGAGUGAGGCUGCAGAGGGUGAAGUACAGAGUGAGGCUGCAGGGGGUGAGGUACAGAGUGAGGCUGCAGAGAGUGAGGCACAGAGUGAGGCUGCAGGGGGUGAGGUACAGAGUGAGACUGCAGAGAGUAAAGUGCAGAGUGAAGCUGCAGAGGGUGAGGUACAGAGUAAUGCUGCAGAGGGUGAGGUACAGAGUAAUGCUGCAGGGGUGAGUGAGGCUGCAGAGGGUGAAGUACAGAGUGAGGCUGCAGGGGCUGAGGUACAGGGUGAGGCUGCAGAGAGUAAAGUGCAGAGUGAGGCUGCAGAGGGUGAGGUACAGAGUGAUGCUGCAGAAAGUAAAGUGCAGAGUGAGGCUGCAGAGGGUGAGGUACAAAGUGAGGCUGCAGAGGGUGAGGUACAGAGUGAGGCUGCAGGGGGUGAGCUACAGAGUGAAGCUGCAGGGGGUAAGACAGAGAGUGAGGCUGCAAAAGGUGAGGUACAGAGAAUGCAUACUUUAGAAAAAUUGACCACUGCAGUCUAA